Messenger RNA from Arabidopsis lyrata subsp. lyrata, 870 nucleotides. Its product is annotated as F-box/LRR-repeat protein At2g43260. The coding region runs from base 107 to 736 and encodes 209 amino acids. Gene Ontology annotation, molecular function: protein binding. The transcript has 2 exons. The record is from RefSeq and is a predicted model, not a curated record. Lineage: Eukaryota; Viridiplantae; Streptophyta; Magnoliopsida; Brassicales; Brassicaceae.
GUGAAAAAGGAUCUUAACCACUCUUAUCCUUGUCGGAGUCAUCAUAAUCAAUCGAAUUAGAGUUUGAAAUCAGAGAGCAAGCAAGCAAGCAAUCAAUCAAACAACGAUGGUGGAAGAAGAAAAAAGCUCUAAUUCGAUCUACAUAGUUCCCGAAUUAUUGGAAGAAAUUUUCCUUCGAUUGCCCUUGAAAUCAAUCCUCAAAUUCAAAACCGUCUCAAAACAAUGGAGAUCAGUCCUGGAAUCGAAAAUGUUCGUGGAAAAGCGUAUGAAUGCUUCAAAGAGUGGAAAAAUAAUAGCUGCUUACAACUGCGACUGUGGCGACCGGCCGAGAAUCAUCCACGAGGCCCGGUUAGGGGACCAAGUGUUCGUCUAUCUACACUGCUUCAACGCACGACCCUCGAUGAUUUGCGACUCACGACCCUUGUUGACUUGCGACGGUUUGGUCUGCAUAGCUGAACCAGAUUCCAUCAUCGUUUUGAACCCCUCGACCGGACAACUCUUGCGGUUCCCAGAACCAUUGUCCUCCCGAUUUAUAAACGGAGAAGGGUCGGAUUUCUAUAGGGGAAAUUGGGUAAUGGGAUUUGGUAGAGACAAAGUUACGGGGAGCUAUAAAGUAACGAAGAUGUGCCUUCUACCUAGAGAGGAAGGAUGCGAUGUUCUUGAUGUUGAAACUGGUCAAUGGAAGAACCUGAGUCUACCUACUUAUAUGGCCCAGGUGGGAAGAAAAUUAUUAUAGAUAGAGUUUGGGCCGUAUGUUUAGGCCCGUUACUUGUCGUUCAAGUCAUUGUCGGUUUAUGUAAACCCUAGAGAUGUUCUCUAUAUAAGUCUUUGUAUCACGAUUUAAUAAAACAAGUCAGUUCGAUAUCUAAA